UUUAGUUUACAAGUGAACUUCAGAAAAGUAGCACAUACAAACUCACCAGUAAUUAAAGUUUGGUUUUUAUGUGAAAAUAUGAAAAUAAAAAUGCUCGCCGGGAAAACUAUAGAAAUAAAUGUUGAUUUGGUAAAAGAGAGGGCAAAAUGUAAUUUCAAUAUAAGAGAAGUUACACACAUUUUGGAUGGUGGUGAAAAAAAUACGAUACAGCGGAAGAAAAUAGAGGAUAUAUCUUUAAAUGAUGGACAAUCUAGGGAUGUGAUUCCCGAAGAAUAUCUCAGUCCUAAAGAGAGAUAUGAGAAUGCUGUAAAGAAGUCAUGUAUAUAUGCCAGAAUUAUCAAAACCGAAUUGAUGAAUAUGACAGGACUUGAAACUUUAGGUUUCAAUUCACCAGUUUUCCGAAGGAUAGCUGAUGCAUAUUUUAAAGAGGUGACUCCGUUGCUUGCUCACUUUGGGAUGUUCGUUCCCACAAUCAUGGGUCAAUGCACGCCCGAACAGCUGGCUCACUGGUUGCCCCGAGCACUUAACUUCGAAAUUGUUGGAACUUACGUCCAGACGGAACUUGGCCACGGUACAUUUAUAAGGGGAUUAGAAACAACGGCAACUUACGACCCGCAAACUGAGGAGUUUGUGCUGCACAGUCCAACUCUUUCGUCUUACAAAUGGUGGGCAGGAGGACUCGGCAAAACAGUGAACUACUGUGUAGUAGUCGCUCAACUUUAUACCAAGGGUGUAUGCCAUGGAGUCCACACUUUCAUCGUUCAGAUUCGAGACGAAGAAACCCAUAUGCCUCUACCAGGAAUAAGAGUCGGUGAUAUAGGGCCCAAGAUGGGUUAUAACACGGGUGACAAUGGCUUCCUUGUUUUUAAUCACCAUCGGAUACCAAGAGAAAAUAUGAUGAUGAAAAAUGCUCAGGUAUUAAAGGAUGGGACAUAUGUGAAAGUGGCGAGACAUGAGAAAUUGACGUACGGCACGAUGGUGUACGUACGCGUGAUGCUGGUGAACGAGAUGGCGUUUAACUUGGCCAAAGCUGUCACUAUAGCCGUCCGAUAUUCAGCUGUGAGGAGGCAAUCGCAGCCUAAACCCAACCAACCCGAGCCCCAAGUGCUGGACUAUCUGACACAGCAGCACAAGCUGUUCAUCUGUAUAGCGACCGCGCAUGCGCUGCAGUUCACCAGCGACUGGCUCUACAAGACCUUCACGUCAGUCUUGGCAGAUAUUCGAGAUGACAAAAUUGACACUUUACCAGAGCUCCACGCUCUGUCCAGUUGCUUAAAAGCAAUCUGCACUUCUGAUUGUGCGGCGUUUAUUGAAAUAUGCAGAUUCGCGUGUGGGGGUCAUGGGUACAUGGCUUCGUCCAAUCUGUCCAUGAUCUAUUCUUAUGUUUCGGCAACCAGGACUUACGAAGGGGACUACACUGUGCUACUCUUGCAGACUGCUAGGUUUCUGGUGAAAGCUUGGGAGCAGGUAGAAAAAAGGAGACCAGUGACUUCUACAAUAUCAUAUCUCUCACAUGCUUUUGAUAAAUUGAAGAAACCCUGGGACGGCAGUAACGAGGGCAUCAUUAGAGCGUUCCAAAGAGUUGCUGCUGGUAAAAUCUCAGCAUGCAUUAAUUGCAUACGAUAUCAUCAGAAGUCUGGUAAAGAUUUCGAAGACGCUUGGCAGUUGACGACUAUACAACUCGUGGCUGCAGCCGAGGCUCACUGUAGAGCGGUCAUAUACGAUACAUAUUAUAAUGAGACGAUACGCUUGACCGCCUCGUCAAGUCCUAAUGUCAAAAGUGUUAUGGAGCAACUAUGUACAUUGUAUCUUCUAUAUUGGUCUUUGGAGAGAACAGGCGAUCUUCUAAGGUUUACGUCAUUAUCGGAGAAGGAUAUAUUUGAUCUACAACAAAGAUAUGAGAAAAUGUUGGCGGUGAUAAGACCGAAUGCUGUGGGCCUUGUCGACGCUUUUGAUAUCAGAGAUGAGAUUCUGAAUUCGACACUGGGCGCGUACGACGGGCGCGUGUACGAGCGCCUGAUGGAGGAGGCCCUCAAGAGUCCCCUCAACGCGGAGCCCGUCAACAGCUCCUUCCACAAGCACCUCAAGCCGUUCAUGCAGGGGAAACUGUGAAAAUAUGUAUUUCCUUAGCUUUUUUAAUAACACCUUACUAAUAAACAGUGUUAAA
This is a messenger RNA of Galleria mellonella (greater wax moth), 2167 nucleotides long. RefSeq names its product probable peroxisomal acyl-coenzyme A oxidase 1. Gene Ontology annotation, molecular function: FAD binding; fatty acid binding; acyl-CoA oxidase activity. The transcript is spliced from 13 exons. The record is from RefSeq and is a predicted model, not a curated record. Bases 79 to 2112 code for a protein of 677 amino acids. Gene Ontology annotation, cellular component: peroxisome. NCBI's taxonomy places the organism in Eukaryota, Metazoa, Arthropoda, Insecta, Lepidoptera, Pyralidae. Gene Ontology annotation, biological process: lipid homeostasis; fatty acid beta-oxidation using acyl-CoA oxidase.